This is a messenger RNA of Megalops cyprinoides (Indo-Pacific tarpon), 1917 nucleotides long. It is a transcript of the gene lrit3b, whose product is annotated as leucine-rich repeat, immunoglobulin-like and transmembrane domains 3b. Gene Ontology annotation, molecular function: protein binding. The record is from RefSeq and is a predicted model, not a curated record. Bases 1 to 1917 code for a protein of 638 amino acids. The transcript is spliced from 4 exons. Lineage: Eukaryota; Metazoa; Chordata; Actinopteri; Elopiformes; Megalopidae.
AUGCAUCGUCUUUUUUACAUUCACAUCUUCCUUUGCUCUAUUCGUGCCGUGCACUGCUUCUGCCCCGCCCUGUGCACCUGCAUAUACCACGGCCGAAGCGAUGGAACUGGAACCAGAUCCGUGCUCUGCAAUGACCCGGAUAUGUCUGACAUCCCCACAAAUGUCCCAGUGGACACGGUCAAGCUGCGGGUGGAGAAGACAGUGGUCCGCCGGAUCCCGACGGAGGCCUUCUACUACCUGCCAGAGCUGCGCUACCUGUGGGUCACCUACAACGCGGUGACCGCUGUGGACGCCGGCAGCUUCUACAACCUCAAGGCACUGCGGGAGCUGCGUCUGGACGGCAACCUGCUGUCCGUCUUCCCCUGGGAGUCACUGCGGGAGACGCCGGCGCUCCGCACACUCGACCUGCACAACAACCGGCUCACCAGCAUCCCCGCCGAGGCCGCCCGCUACCUCGGCAAUGUCACCUACCUGGAUGUCUCCAGCAACAAGUUGACCACCCUGCCCUCCGACCUCAUGGACAUCUGGCCGCCCUUCUCCGGGCCGGUGCGGAGCGGCGACGGCUCGCAGAAAGUGGUGCUGGGCCUUCAGGAUAACCCCUGGUUCUGCGACUGUCGGAUCUCCAAACUGCUGGAGCUGUCCAAGAUGGCUGAGACGGCAGUGGUGCUGCUGGAUCCAUUCCUGGUGUGCAGCGGGCCGGAGAACCUGGUGGGGGUGCCCUUUCAGCUGGCCGAGCUGGACCAGUGCCUCAAACCCUCCGUCAUGACCUCCGCCACCAAGAUCACCUCCCCCCUGGGCAGCAAUGUGCUGCUGCGCUGUGACGCCACAGGGUACCCCACCCCCACCCUCGUCUGGACUAAAUCCAACGGCCCGCCCGUCAACAACACAGUUGUGGAGGAGACCCCAGGAGAGGGCACACGGUGGUCCAUCAUGAGCCUGAACGGGGUCCUGUACAAGGACGCGGGGGAGUACCGCUGCCGGGCCAAAAACGUGGCGGGCACGUCAGAGGCCUACAUCACCCUGUCUGUGGUGGGCGUGGUCACCACGACUCCGGCACAGGGGAGGAUCUCCAAGCCAGGUGCGGCCAGCCAGGCGUCGACAGACUCCGUCCUGGUGACGGGCACCGGCGGGGCGACCGCCAAGCCCCCCGCGCCACCCCCUGCACAGACCACCACACCCCCUGCCUCCACCCCCCCAUCAGUGUCCACUAAGACGGGCCAGCAGAGGGCCCUCCCCAUCGGGGAACAGCAGGGGCAGGGCAGCAAGAGGACGGCGGCGGACGCCAGGGGCAAGGCCACCGGGAGUAGCAGCGCUCAGAAACCCCCCAUCCGAGACAUCCGGGUGGCAGAGGUGGUGGCGGACAGCGUGGCGCUCCUGUGGACAGCAGAUGGGCUAGCAGGCGACACCCCUCUCACUGUUGUGUACUCCCCAUACGAGGAGAAAGAGAAGCUGACGGUAACCACGGAGACAGGGGUGGGCAGGCUGGUCCUGCAGGGGCUAAGGCCCAGGAUGAAGUACAUGGCGUGCCUGAUCGCCAAAGGGGGGCAGUCGCGGAAGGACCAGUGCGUGACAUUCUCCACGGCGGAUGUCGCCGGGGAGGAGAGCCUGAGCCUGGCACUGCUGAUCGUCAGUGGCGUGGCAUGCACUGUGGCCGUGCCGCUCAUCGGCCUGCUCAUCUACAAGAUCACCUGCCUGUACCGCCACAAGGCAGGCAGCUCCGCCGACCAUGACCAGGAUACCUAUGUCAAAUUCGAGACGCUGUCUCUGAAGCAGAGGACCAUGGGUAGUCAGGGCAAUGACCUGUGGGCCAGGAGACAGACCCAGGAGUCGGAGAGAAUGUUGCUGUUCUCCAGGUCCAGUAUCGACUCCCAGAUGACCUACAAGAGUGACAGCUCCAGAUCGGAGUAUUUGUGCUAG